UUUCAGAAAUUAAAUUUAAUAACAUAGUCAAAUGCGGUAUGGCAACUGAUGAUGAGGUUAUUUCUGAGCAAUCUCAAGUUCAUCUUUCUAAUGGUACCAUCAUAUCCACUGAUAAAAACGGUACCAUCGCAUCUAUUAAUGGUACCACUGCAUCCAGCGAUAAAAACAUGAAUGAUUCAUUGGAAAAAGCUGCAUUUGGCCGGAAACAUCUGAGACGACGAUCAUCCUUGUUCUUCAAAAAUACAGAAGUGAAUGGUGUUAUUCCUGACGGUAUAUCAAAUCUUGGUUAUCUUAAUAGCAGCAACGAGAAAACGCUUGAGGAAGAAGUAGACACUUUGAAAAACAAUCGACGUUCGUCAAUGCGCUUACAGAAAUCUGUUUACAGAACGAGGUCAAAGGCUGCAAUAAGAAAGUUUGAGGUAAUUUGUGAACCUCCACCGGGAUCAUUGAAGCCUAUCCUGUCAAGUGCUGCUCAGAAAGCAGUUCAGCGUAUAACAAUGAAAGCAAAGGGAUGGAAUAAACAUAAACGCGUACAUUUCCAUUCUAUCCCGAAUAUCCAUGAAAUCACUCCGCGUUCUGGAAAGAUACCUGGAAUUGUGAAAAUGCCAGACUCACCACUGACUGGAAAGGAAUUUACCGUUUCCGCAAGUGCCAACGAUAGUAUGGAACGUGACCUGUUCACUACCCAGCCUAUUAUCUUGCACGACACCACCACCAACACUUUCCGAAAUGAGCCAGUCAGGUUUUUGCCUGCCAUAUCCGAAACUUUUCAACGUCAUUCAGAAGAGGAAAAAGUUGUUGAAGAAUGUUUGGAAACGAAGAAUGAUGAAAGCAAUGGUGGCGCAGUUGACUUCAUUGCUAAUGAUGACCAUGCGUCACAAUCGGAACAAAGGGAAGGUGGUAAUUAUAUGAAUGCGAAAAGAGCUGUUGGUCAUUCUGAGGUAUCGAAUCAAUCGGGAGGAAAUGCCGCAAUGAAAAGAACCAAACGACAGGAGGAAACAACAGUCACAUGGGUGCGCGGAGAUCGGUUGCGGAACCUUUCAAUAGGGACGAAAGAGGACAUAAAUCAAAAUAAAGAAAAUAUGAAUUUAAAUUUAUCAAACGAUAAGCGAACUAAUGAUGUGCAACAGUGCAAUAAAGCAUCUUCUGGUCUACAAAAUUUACGCUCGUCUUUAUUAUUUGUCCCUCAUGCAGGACCAAAAGCAAAGGUUGAGAAAUGGCUGCAAGGUCUACCGAACCAGUGUGAUCAUCUAGUUGAUAAAGAAGGUGCACUCAUGUGGGAUCAACAGGAAGAGAUCGCUGGCGAUAGUGUUGUGCAACCCGAUAAUAUAUUGGCAGAAAAACAGUCAUCGCGUAGAUCAAGCUUUGAAGAAUUACCAAAGAAACAGGAGAAAGGAAAUGAAUAUCGUCGGAGGUCUUUAUUGUUGCAGAAAGCGGUUAGCGAAUUGCCAGCUUCGAAUCGUCGUCAGACGAUCAUUGUAGGAAAAGUGAAAGGAAAUUUAUGUGAUGAAAGUCCCUACCCGAACUCCAUGUGUAUAGAAAAUUCUGAUCGAUACCGAUGCUCUGCUUCAGCAAUAUGCAGUGAAAUUCAACAAAAUAUUGGUGAGAUGGAUAAUGACGUAAUACUUCUUGACGAACAAGGAUUGAACGGUACACCUGGGAAUUCGCUGACUUUCUACAAGAAAAAAGUUCAUGGUAGAAGUACUGGGCAAAUGACAACCAAUAAAACAGCCGUGAAUAGUUCUUCAAUUUAUAAUGGCCAGCUUAUCAAUAGAGAAAUGAGCAACAUCCUAAAGCGUGAAAAAAAGACAGUUUUGAUAGAUGAAAUGGAUUUUGCGCCUUUUCCAACCAUUUCGAACAUUGGAUAUGCUGAGAUUGCAUCCGUGAACUAUGAUUUGCCUUGUGAAAUUCGUCAGCACCAGGUUCCGAAGACGGUUUCAGACAAUAACAAUACGUUCCAAGUGUUAUUCCGGAGAAAAAGCUGUAGUGAAGACAAAGAAUCACAGAAGGUUGCAGUCGCUGAUUCACGCAUUUUGUUGAGAUCCAGAAGUGCAAGAAAGAAAUGGCCGAAAAACGGAAGGUGGAAAUCGCUUACUGAAGAAUUGCAGUGGAACACUUGGAGUGAGGUAUUGAGGCCAGUGGAGACUAAUGAAUUAAUUAUUGACGGUCCUACUGUUCAUAAACUGUGUAACUGGAUUAGUAUGUGGAAGGAACGAUUGCAAAAAAGCAAGAAUCGUAAGAGAAAAGUAAAAGUAGGCAGCCGACGGAAGAAGCGUGAUUCGGAUUCCUUCGAUUCGUUUGAUUCCGAUGAAGAAGCAGAGCAAUUAUGCAAUACUGCUAUUAUAUAUGGUCACUGUGGUAGUGGCAAAACAUCACUAGUUUAUGCAGUUUCGAAGCGUUAUGAAAUGCAUGUCUUAGAAAUUGCUUCUAAUGAAAAAAGAAAUGGUUUACAACUGAAGUGUAAGUUGCAAGGAGCUACACAUUCUCACAAGUUUUCAAUGACCAGAAUGGUAAACCAGAUGUUUUUUCAAAAUGGAAAGGAUGAAGAAAAGAUGGUUGAGGACUCCAUUAUCUUGGUAGACGAUUGUGAUGUAAUCUAUGACAAGUACGAUGACGGAUUCUGGCCGGCAUUAAGAGCUCUGUGCAAGGAAGCUCGUAUUCCAGUUAUUAUUAUUUGUGAAGAUAUUUCUCUUGUUCGCAAACAGUUAGGACUUGAAGUACCCGUUCUUAUAUUUCCUUUAAUUAGACCAGAGAUGCAAACCGUUUCUUCGCAUCUUCAGGAACUCUGUGCUGCUUUAAAUCUCAGUAUAUGUUCUGAUGUCUGCUCUGCUCUGGCUGAGCAAUAUAACGGUGAUUUGCGGGCAUGUAUCAAUCAGCUUCAAUUUUAUGCUGGUGAAGACAGCAAUAGUUCUUUAAGAAUGUUGAUGAAACGAUUAAAGAAUGGAGAGCAAAUAGAAUUUGAAACAUUGCCCAAAAAGUGCCAUCGCAUUUCGUACAAUGUCAUAUUACGCUACGAUCAUUCGUACGAACCAGGAGCGGUUCUUUCAUCGAUGGAUCGGGAGGAGGAGGAUUUGCACACUGUGGAGAAGAAUGACAUGCACGUUGCAGUGAAAGUUACUCGUUCUGUGCUACCUGCAAUUGAGUAUUUCCCUUUGUCCGAUGUGAUACUUGAUUAUAUACCAUAUUUAUGCAUUAUGAACAAAGCAUCUCGUACCAAAAUGCCUGCCUCUCGUCGUGCUCAACAUUAUUUUGAUGAAUUACACGGUAACUCACAAAUAGAUUCCAGUGGUGCUCUCAAAAAUACUUUAACUGAAUAUUGUCUACUAAAUUAUUGAUCUCUUUUGCGAACGUUCUCAUUUCCUGUUCUAGAAUUGUGAAAAGGAAUUUUUUCAAUUUCAUAAUAUGAAAAUGUGCUGUUUCUGGAACUCUAUGUAGGCAUUUUAAUGAUCAUAUCUGAACUCGUUAUUUAUUUGCACAUUUGAUCCCUUCUUAUUGAUUGUAUUUCCGAUUUUCUUCAGUUUUAUGUAAGUG
This is a messenger RNA of Loa loa (African eye worm), 3531 nucleotides long. RefSeq lists its product as hypothetical. Bases 39 to 3335 code for a protein of 1098 amino acids. Gene Ontology annotation, molecular function: ATP binding; DNA binding; DNA clamp unloader activity. Gene Ontology annotation, cellular component: nucleus. NCBI's taxonomy places the organism in Eukaryota, Metazoa, Nematoda, Chromadorea, Rhabditida, Onchocercidae. The record is from RefSeq and is a predicted model, not a curated record. The transcript is spliced from 23 exons.